GAGCUCUCACAGUCUUCCGAACCCGAACAGACUUGAAUUCGUCAAAGCGUUUGACAGACUUUGAGAGAGCACUCUGCGAAACCGGACGAUCCCCCUCAUAGCCAGCGCAUGUGAAUGCCCAUCAUGUAGGAUCCCGUUCGAAAAACCGGAAUGUCAGAUUCCAACUCAAUCUCGCCUGCCCCGGUCUUUGUUCGAUCCUGAUACCGCGUCGGGGUACGGCGAGAAAACUUGCAUGAAAGGUACUCAGGCUCGCAUUUGAUGACAUAAUUACUGACUACGCUACUCCAUCUUUACAGAACUACAGCUUUCGUGAUGAUUUCAUGAAUACCACGGUCGGUUUAGGUGACAUGGAAAACAUUACGAUGACUAGAGUAUCGGCGACACACAAGUUGACAGCCUCGGUGAUUGUGAAAUCAGACUAAUCUUCACGACUUUGGUCUCGUCUGCCGGUAACCACUGCACUCCAUACCAUUCUCUGUGAUAUCCAUCCCCGUCGUUUCAUAACUUUUCACCCAAAGAAUUCAGCUAUAUAAAUGAGCUUCCAAGGAAGUCAACGAAGUAACAGCUCACUCACCAGCUUACUUCCAUACUCUACAACUCCUUUAGGUAUUGCCUACAGCUUCCUCAUAAUGUCCGCCGAAUAUCCCGCCCAUCUUCCGCGUGGUAAAGCGUGUGUGCCUUGCAGACGGAGAAAGAUGAAAUGCGACGGGAACAAGCCUAAGUGCAACCAGUGUCUACGAUUCAGCCGCUCGGAAGAAUGCGAAUAUAACGAGGUCGCUGUACCGUCCACUGCCAGAGUCCUCGAGCAGCAUAUAGCUCGUCUGCAGUCGCGCAUCCAAGAACUCGAGCAGGAUGACCCCUCUCUCGUCAAGUUACAUAACCCGUAUCACCGGGCACCAGUCGCUUCUCCUCCACCCGCCGUUCAAGAAUGGUGGCAGAUACCCGAACCACCUCCACGCGUGGCACAAUUUCUGGUCAAUCAAUUCCUCCCUCAUGCCGCCAAGUUCGGCUUUUUCUUCCAAGCCUCUCGAUUUGUCGCAAGUAUGUUCAACCCGACGGUAUCCAAGCCUCGCCCACCAACUGUUUUGCGGAAUGCCGUGUAUUUGUGGGGCAUUUCGUUGUCACGCGACAGACAGUACACAGCUCGCGAGGCUCUGUUCCUCAGCCGAGCGUUGAGUAGUAUCCAUGCUGCGCUCUCUAGUGCGCAGCCUCAGGACACACUUUACGUUCUGCAAGCAGAAAUCCUCCUAGCGUACUACUUUUUCCACAACAGCCGUCUUAUCGAAGGAAAAUUUCAUUCGGGUGCUGCGGUGUCGUUGGUCAUCAUGUGUGGACUGCACAAGCAAGGAGGAGGUUCUUCUGCGCCGACUACAGAUAUGUCAAUGAGCCCUCUGGGUUUCACGUUGCCGCCACCUAGGGACGCCUUAGAGGAAGGGGAGCGUAUUCAUGCCUGGUGGACUACGUUCAUCCUUGACAAAUGCUGGGUCGUCGCCUUGGGAUCUCCGUCUACGAUCACGGAAGAUGAUAACUCCAGUACUAGAAUCGACACUCCUUGGCCGCUGGAAUUGGAGGCUUAUGGUCAGCAACCUCGCUCUCGAAAUAGUCACACCAUUCGGACGUUCAUUCAAGGUCUUCUCACCGGAAGUGGCAAACGUGACGCAUCUUUCUUUGCAACAUAUGCAAAGGCAGCAGCACUCUAUGAGAGGACGACGCGUUACGCUACGUUAUGGGAGAAGGAUAUUACUUCUCACCAAGCCGAUUUCAAUGAACUCGAUGCUUGUAUAGAACGCUUCAAACAGACGCUUCCCUCACCGGAACGUGUCAAUCCCGACACUACUCACACAUUGCUCGUCAUGCACUCCCUAGGUCACUGUGCCACUAUACAGCUUCAUACUCGUUUCGUUGGCCAGAGCUCCACUUCUCGAAGUCGAUGCUUGACAGCGGCGAACGCUAUCGUCCGUUUGACUCAAAUUCUUCCUGUCCGCCAAUUACCGUGCAUUAACCCGAUCAUGGCGGUAAGGUUUCCGUGCUUUGGACUAUGACUAGUGAAGUCUUGUCCGGCGGACUUAGGUCUUUGAGAAGUAUGCGGUCCGCUUGGGCAUCUUCUUCUGCCCUCCCGGGAGAAGACGUUCUCGUGUCGGCGUUAGUGCAAGUCAUUAACGCUUCGGAAUUCUUCGCAAAUACUUCUCCUUACAUGAACACUCGUUUAUCGGAAAUCCGACAACAUCGCGUCAACGUUUGAGACUGCGUCUCUCCAACUUUCGUUGCAUAGCCCUAAAUUAUUGAACCCAAUUUUCCGGACACAUUUUUUAUGUAUCAUGCAUCAUCCUGACUGUAUCAUUGUAGACUUGUAGACGUUACGGUAUCAUAAUGAAGCUCGUACUACAUAUUUGUAUUUAAGCACCUCUAUUGUACAUAGAUUCAGAGCUUUCUAUUUAUAAUGAUCUAUGUUAUUUUUACUAUUUCAGCUAUUAUGGGCCGGAAGGUUGUACAGACCGUUGAAGCUUGAAAGCUCGAAGUACUGGCUGUGCCAAAGGACGUCAUCGACAUCAACCAAUCAAGUCACGCUGCACCG
Somion occarium is the source of this 2575-nucleotide messenger RNA. The record is from the annotation of a GenBank genome assembly. NCBI's taxonomy places the organism in Eukaryota, Fungi, Basidiomycota, Agaricomycetes, Polyporales, Cerrenaceae.